This is a messenger RNA of Harpia harpyja (harpy eagle), 4977 nucleotides long. RefSeq names its product G protein signaling modulator 1 (gene GPSM1). The record is from RefSeq and is a predicted model, not a curated record. NCBI's taxonomy places the organism in Eukaryota, Metazoa, Chordata, Aves, Accipitriformes, Accipitridae. Gene Ontology annotation, molecular function: protein binding; GTPase regulator activity.
UACCUGGGGGAUAGAAGGCUGUGUCUUCGCAGAUGGGGAUGGUUUGGAGCCCAUUUAAAUGGGCAGGGAUGUGCUCUGUGCGAUCCGCUUUCUCUUGCUUUUCCCCCGUUGGAGAACUGCUCAGAUCAUUUCUGGAACUUGCAAAGCUUCCUGGGUGGCAGAUGGAUGAGGCCUCUUUGGAGCCUGUCAAACACUAAUGAGUGCUUCUGCCCAAAGGUGACCCUCUUUUGGAGGAACCCUGAGCUCCUCACCUGACAAGGAGAGGUGCAUAGCAGCAGAAGUGCUUCUGCUCUUGGAGCCAACAGGCACCGACAGGAAUAGCUGAUGUGACCACAGAGGCAAAGUGCUUUGGGAAGAGACCAGUUCAGAAAGGAGGGACCUGCUUGGCUCUGACCAUCUCGUGGACUCUUCUAGGGCCCUUUUUCUUUGGGCAGUGCUGAAAAUAUGUGAGUGAACAAAGACGCUCUCUUGUUCUGGGAUUUCAGCUGUGAACUCGCCUAUCUGCUACCUGAAACCAAGUGGACGAAGGAUAUUGUAUUUCUUGGAGGAAAGAAGACCUUACUUUCUCUAGGUCUCUGGAAACAAAAGCAAUGCUCCUUUCCCCUUCCCUUUCAAGGGCAGCGUAUGGAAAGAAAAAGAAGGAUCCCAGAUAAACACAAUUCAAGAUUCCAGCAACUUAACAGUAAUGUUGCCCAUGCAGAUGGAGUGAAAACUGAAGAGCAGUUGAAAACUGGACAGCAGUGCACGGUGUACAGACAUGAAGAUGCCAUCAGCAUCUUCAAAAGCCUGGGUCCUGCCUGUGAGCUUAACGAGACCUGUCUGCAAAGUUGUUCUAAGUAGACCUCAGCCCCGCUGCUUUCUUCUGCCAGUGGGCUUGGAGCUCUGGGUUUAUGUUCAGAAAAUGCGCAACCUGCAGAAGAAGAGAAUGGAGGCAUCCUGCCUGGAACUGGCCCUGGAAGGAGAACGCUUGUGCAAGGCUGGGGACUUCAAAGCUGGGGCAGCCUUCUUCGAAGCAGCGGUGCAGGUGGGGACAGAGGACCUGAAGACUCUCAGUGCCAUCUACAGUCAGCUGGGCAAUGCCUAUUUCUACCUAAAGGAGUACUCCAAGGCCUUGGAGUACCAUAAACACGACCUUACCCUGGCCAGAACCAUCGGGGACCGCAUUGGAGAAGCCAAGGCAAGUGGCAACCUCGGGAAUACAUUGAAAAUACUUGGGCAGUUUGAUGAAGCUGUCGUUUGUUGCCAGAGACACUUGGACAUUUCUCAGGAGCAGGGAGACAAGGUAGGUGAAGCCAGAGCACUGUAUAAUAUAGGAAAUGUUUACCAUGCAAAGGGAAAGCACUUAUCUUGGAGCAUGGCCCAAGACCCAGGCUACCUGCCUCAAGAAGUCAAGGAGACGCUACAGAAAGCUUCAGAAUAUUAUGAGAGGAACCUGUCCCUGGUGAAGGAGCUGGGGGACAGAGCUGCACAGGGCCGUGCUUAUGGCAACCUCGGCAACACCCAGUACUUACUCGGCAACUUCAGUGAAGCUAUAGCCUUCCACAAGGAGCGCCUUGCUAUUGCUAAGGAGUUUGGGGACAAGGCAGCCGAGCGGAGAGCGUACAGCAACCUGGGCAAUGCGCACAUCUUCCUUGGGAGGUUUGACAUCUCUGCUGAGUACUACAAGAAAACACUCCAGCUCUCCAGACAACUCAAAGACCAAGCAGUAGAAGCCCAGGCUUGCUACAGUCUUGGAAACACAUACACGCUGCUUCAAGACUAUGAAAGAGCAAUCGAGUACCAUCUAAAACACCUGGUGAUAGCACAGGAGCUGGGAGACAGGGUGGGAGAAGGAAGAGCCUGCUGGAGUCUCGGAAAUGCCUACGUCUCCCUGGGGAGCCAUGAACAAGCUUUGCACUUUGCAAGGAAACAUCUUGAAAUCUCCCAAGAGAUUGGGGACCGGAACGGUGAGCUGACAGCACAGGUGAACAUGGCCCAGCUCAAGUCAGCCCUCGGCUUGGGCCCCGGGGAUGAGGACAUGGGUACAGCUCAUCACUAUUCUGGGUAUGAAGCACAAGGAGCCAGGCCAAAGAGACUCCAAAGGAACAGCAUGGACAGCUUAGACCUCCUGAAGUUCCCUUCUGAAAAGGACCAGAAUGGGGACAGCCAUCACAUGGGAGACCUGAAGAUCUCUGGAAAAGAGUUCUUGUCAUUACCUGCAAGGUCAAAGAAAUACCGGGAGCACCAAUCCAGUUCAGAGAGAAAGUCCCAGGGGUCAAGUACAUCGCCACUGGAUACCAGUGAAGUCCGAGUCCAGGUGUCACAGUCGAAAAUCAACCGGACCCCUUCGGAUGAGGAAUGCUUCUUUGACCUGUUGAGCAAGUUCCAGAGCAACCGGAUGGAUGAUCAGCGCUGCCCGUUGGAAGAAUGCCCAUCGGAGGCUGCAGAGGCAGCUGCCACACCGGUCCCUGCCCUGGAAGAACGGAUAUCACAGUCCUCCUUAAUGGCGUCUCCACAGACGGAGGAGUUCUUCGACCUCAUCGCCAGCUCCCAGAGCAGACGGCUGGAUGACCAGCGUGCCAACGUGGGCAACCUGCCAGGCCUCCGGAUAACACACAACAACCUGGGGCACCUGCGUGUGGAGGGGGAUGCCCAGGAGCCCGGGGACGAGUUCUUCAACAUGCUGAUGAAGUGUCAGUCCUCCAGGAUAGAUGACCAACGCUGUGCACCACCAGACUCCAUCCCCCGUGGCCCCACCAUGCCGGAUGAAGACUUUUUCAGCCUCAUCCAGCGCGUCCAGGCCAAACGCAUGGAUGAGCAGCGGGUAGAUUUGGCCUCAGCCCAGGAGGAGGCAGCAGAGGAGCAGCAGAGGCCUGGUUCCAGCUAAGAACUGGGGUUUGGCUUGGGGGGGUUGUUUUGGUUUCAUUUUGUUUUUUAAAAAGAAAAAAAAAAAAGUGUAGGUGGUUUCAAACCCGAGCGCUCCUGCGCUACCACAGACUUCUCUCAGGAGCCGCCCCAGGGACACGGGAAGCCAUACCUCCGUUGUGUUGCACCUGGCUGCUCUGCAGAGGCAGUGUUACAGGAAGGCCCAUCAGAUGGGGGACAGUUUUUAAACAAGGGUUUUUUUAGGACACACGGCCACUGUAACACCGGGCACAGCAUGAGGGAAGAAGACUUUGGCAGCCCCUUUGCUUAUCACCUAAAAAUCCAGGAACUUGUGCUGUCGGCCAGAAGAGGAGCCCAGAGUGAGUAGUUAACUCCAGCCUUGAUGUCUUUUAUUUCCACAACACUUUUAAUUUAAUGGGGGAAGGAAAGAGCAUCUUUUCCAUUUUGAAGUCCUCCUGUCUUGCCUGCAUCACGAGGUGACACAAAUUGCUCUGGAUCCUUCCCUGGAAUGCCUUGCUCAGCUUUUUUCUUUCUACAGGAGGAAAUGAGCCCAAGUCAGAGGUCACACCAGUGCUUUUAAACCUCAGCCCCACCCCAGCUGCAGUCAUGGUCCCACACACCUUAAAGUUUAUUUUAGGUUUGCCGAGGACUCUGCAAUGAGCCCUGUGACACCCCCUCUGCUUCCCCAGCCGCAGUCCCGUGCAGAGCUGUACCGGGACCUCCUGAGCAGGAGCCAAAGCCUUGCUCGCCCUGAGCUUUAGUGGGAUUUGGUUACCUCUAGAGAACAGCCGUGCAGCAAAGCCCAGCUUCAGCCUGGGACAAAGCCUGAAAGGUAACUGCCAGCCGUGCAGCCCAAACUGCAGGCCUGAGACAGGGGCCUGUGCCCAGGAAGGGAGGAGGGAGGUCUCUGCUCAUCUGUUCAGCACAAGGCAAAAUGCGGGCAACUCAUCCCUUCUGGUGCCGCUGAGCCAGAAGUCUCGUGCAGGAUUGUGCUGUGCGCCAGGUGAGUGUGCCCGAGGCAGAAGCAAUGAUCCGCUUCGAGAGCCAGCAAAGUUUCCUGCCCAUGGCUUGUCAGGAGAGCAAAGCAGAACCACCCCCUCCUCCCUUUUGUGUCCCAACAGCGGUCAGGGAUAACAGCCCUUCCCUUCCCUCGUUUCUUCCCAAACCAGUGCUGAGCUUCUCUCAGUCCCUGCAGGCCCCGGCAGAGCUGCUCCUGGCAAGGCACUCCGCUUCUGCCCAAUCUGUCUCCAACAAAUGGAGCCUCUCGAGAGCUCCAGACUUGGGGUGUUGGCUGGGAAGUCAGUUCCACCCCACAGACAAGCACAAGAGCCUACAUUUGCUUUCGUUCCUUCCCCUUUUGGAACAGUUGGAAAAGCAAGCCCAGGGAGCAGAAAUCUAACUUCAGGAGGUGGAGUCUUUUUUCCUUCCUUGACUAGAUAGGCUAUCUUGGACUUCAGAAACUCCAGUAAUGAGUUCUGCCAAAGCAGGUAUGUUCCUAUAGAGAACAAAUCAGCACUUUCUAUUUGAAAUGCAUUUGAUGGAAACAUUUCCAACCAGCAGUAAGAUUUUUUAGACCAGUGAUGCUGCUCAUCGGGCAUUUAACCUGCCUGCACUGACCAUGUGGAGGGGUAGCUGCAUUUUACCUGCUACCAGGGAGCACUCACCUGCUACGCUGCUGCAUGGAUCGCUUGGCCGAGGCUCGGCCUCCUUCCUGGGGCUGGUCAGAGCUCUGGAGAAGGGAUAGGAGGACCUGCCCAGCCACCUACGUACUGACCCAGCUCGCAUUUGUAAAGAGGAGGAAAACAUUGAAGAUGACUUGAUCAGCUGCAGGCUUGGGCCUGUGCAGCUCUCAGCCAGGGGGUGAACUGGAAUCUGACCGUUAAGCUUUCAGAGAUGUUAAUUAUUUGCCAUAUACUUGAAUGUAUGAGCUUAUUUAUUUUUUACAUGUGCAUUUGCUAAUGUCAUUUUAAUGGGGAAUUUCCAACCCACAGGUACUUUUUUUUCUAAAAAAUAAUCUGCCAAAUGAAUUAAUAUAUUAGAAAUGAAUACAGCUCAAGGGGAAGGGGGGGUUUGUGCUUAAUAAAUAUUUGUGUCUAAGCUUCAGUGACAACA